AUGCAGGAUCUGGUCGGGUCGUUCAAGGCAAUCGCUUUGGACGAUUUGCGUUGCCAAUCAUUGAUUACAGAUGCAACUUCAUUGAGCGGUCUUGUGAUUUUGCUCUCAAACGAAUGUCCGUCGGUAGUCCUGGGUAUUCUUGAGACAUUUAUUGCUUUAUCAAAGCGCGAAAAUGGGUUAAUCUAUAUUUCGAGGUUGCAUGGAUUGCGCGACCAACUUCUAAGGCUUCAGGAAGAGGAUGAGAACAUCCCACCAGAAGUGAUGGGACUUGCUCAUAGUCUUUACGAGGACCUUUACUCUACGAAGCACUGCUUGAAGAGGUCAGGCACAAAAGUAUCUCGUUUGAAAUGUCAGCGCAAAUUUCAUUCCGUUGUUGUUCAGUUAUCCGGAAAAAUAAAUAUGUUCGGUCUAAAGGUGAUAGAGUCUCAACUACUCACCAUUAAAGGAGUGAUUAGCAUAACUUUCCAACUGAAUAAGUGUCGUGUCAUCGUGAUGACUGUGGAUACUAUUGAGCCGGAACAAAUUCUCGACAAGGUUAGCGUCGCUUGCCAACAGUUGGCUUCGGAAAGUGGUCUGACUGAUAUACCUGCCUGCUUUAUCCGAAGGCGGAAUUGUUCUCAAGUCGCGAUCCAACGUCGUAACACUGUACGUAGUAGCUGCGCCUCUAUCUCAAGUACAAUGCCACCACUAGGGCAGCUAAAAACGCGGCAGAAGCCACAGCCGAUGAAGCCCUACCUGAUGGACGGCGCAGACAUCUUUGAGGUGGACCCGGAUCGCGGCGUACCGCAGUGUCGAAAUGUCAUUGCUAACGACGCUAGCGGCACUAGCCGUGGGUUUGGCGGAUGGCUCUCUGACCUUCUUGAAAGGACGGUCUUUUGGUGA
Echinococcus granulosus is the source of this 882-nucleotide messenger RNA. RefSeq names its product Armadillo repeat-containing protein. Lineage: Eukaryota; Metazoa; Platyhelminthes; Cestoda; Cyclophyllidea; Taeniidae. The record is from RefSeq and is a predicted model, not a curated record. Bases 1 to 882 code for a protein of 293 amino acids. The transcript is spliced from 6 exons.